UUUCAUGCACGCCCCCAGCCCUGCCCCCUGGGUGACUAGCGAGAUACGGGCCAUGAUGAAUUAACUCUCCUGUUUUCCUGUGGGGGCAGCGGCCGCCCCCGAGCAGCAAGCGACACCCCGGAGAGUCCCACUGCUCUGCUGCCUGCCGAUCGGAUCCCAGAUGGCCAAUUCCCUGAAUGGCCGGAACCCAGGUGGCCGAGGAGGAAACCCCCGCAAAGGGCGUAUUCUGGGCAUCAUAGAUGCUAUUCAGGAUGUCGUGGGGCCCCCCAAGCAAGCAGCUGCUGACCGCAGAACUGUGGAGAAGACUUGGAAGCUAAUGGACAAAGUGGUCAGACUGUGCCAAAAUCCCAAACUUCAAUUGAAAAACAGCCCACCUUACAUACUUGACAUUUUACCAGACACUUAUCAACAUUUGCGACUUAUACUGGGCAACUGUGACGACAACCAGAAACUUGCACAACUCAGUGAGAAUGAAUAUUUUAAAAUCUACAUUGACAGUCUCAUGAAAAAAUCAAAACGGGCUAUAAGACUCUUUAAAGAAGGCAAGGAGCGGAUGUAUGAGGAACAGUCUCAGGACAGGCGAAACCUUACAAAGCUGUCCCUGAUCUUCAGCCACAUGCUGGCAGAAAUCAAAGCAAUAUUUCCUAAUGGCCAAUUCCAGGGUGACAACUUCCGUAUCACAAAAGCAGAUGCUGCAGAAUUCUGGAGAAAAUUUUUUGGAGACAAAACUAUAGUGCCAUGGAAACUGUUCCGGCAGUGCCUUCAUGAGAUUCAUCAGAUAAGCUCUGGUUUGGAAGCAAUGGCUCUUAAGUCUACCAUUGACUUGACCUGCAAUGACUACAUUUCAAUUUUUGAAUUUGAUAUCUUCACUAGACUAUUUCAGCCUUGGGGUUCAAUCUUAAGGAACUGGAACUUCUUAGCUGUGACACACCCUGGGUAUAUGGCAUUCCUAACAUAUGAUGAAGUCAAAGCAAGGUUACAGAAAUACAGCACCAAACCUGGGAGCUACAUUUUCAGACUGAGUUGCACUCGACUGGGGCAGUGGGCCAUUGGAUACGUAACUGGUGAUGGAAACAUUUUGCAGACUAUACCUCACAAUAAGCCUUUAUUUCAAGCUCUAAUUGAUGGCAGCCGGGAGGGAUUCUAUCUGUACCCAGAUGGACGAAGUUAUAAUCCUGAUCUGACAGGAUUAUGUGAACCUACUCCACAUGAUCACAUAAAAGUUACACAGGAACAAUAUGAAUUGUACUGUGAAAUGGGUUCCACUUUCCAGCUGUGUAAAAUCUGUGCAGAGAAUGAUAAAGAUGUGAAGAUUGAGCCUUGUGGACAUCUCAUGUGCACUUCUUGUCUUACAGCAUGGCAGGAAUCCGAUGGUCAGGGCUGUCCUUUCUGCCGAUGUGAAAUCAAAGGAACUGAACCAAUAAUUGUAGACCCUUUUGAUCCAAGGGAUGAAAACUCCAGGUGCUGCAGUAUUAUAGAUAGUUUUAGUAUGCCCAUGCUAGACUUGGACGAUGAUGAUGACAGAGAAGAAUCUUUAAUGAUGAAUCGGUUGGCUUCAGUACGAAAGUGCAAUGAAAGACAGAAUUCACCAGUGACUUCUCCAGGAUCCUCUCCACUUACACAGAGAAGAAAGCCACUUCCAGACCCCCUGCAAAUUCCCCAUCUUAGUCUCCCACCGGUGCCUCCUCGUCUGGAUCUCAUUCAGAAGGGGGUAGCACGGUCACCUUGUGCCAGCCCUACUGGCUCACCAAAGUCUUCUCCAUGUAUGGUGAGGAAACAGGAUAAACCCCUCCCAGCACCACCACCUCCCUUGCGAGAUCCUCCUCCACCUCCACCUGAGAGACCCCCUCCUAUCCCGCCGGACAACAGGAUAAGUAGACAUUUGCAUCAUCCUGAAAGUGUGCCUUCCAGAGACCAGCCUGUGCCACUUGAAGCCUGGUGCCCCAGAGAUGUGUUUGGGACAAGUCCAUUAAUAGGAUGUCGAAUCCUAAAUGACAGUUCCCCCAAACCAGGACUCACUGCAAGUUCGAAUAUAAAUGGAAGGCACAACCGAAUGGGUUCUGACCCAGGAUUUAUGAGAAAACAUAGACGCCAUGAUUUGCCUUUAGAAGGUGCCAAGGUAUUUUCAAAUGGCCAUCUAGGAAAUGAAGAAUAUGAUGUUCCUCCUCGACUUUCUCCCCCUCUCACAGCUGCAUCCAUCCUCCCUAGUAUGAAGGUGUGUGAGAAUGGUCAGUGUGCUGGUAUAAUGAAUGGAACACACAAUGCUGCUUCAGAGAUGAAGAAAUCCAAAACCCCGGAGUUAGGUAUGUUUUUAUUUAGAGACGCCUUUGAUGCAUCCACUGCUCCAGUAUCUUUACCGCCUGCACGGCCUCCUACCAGAGACAACCCAAAACACAGCUCUUUGCUCAACAGGACACCCUCCGAUUAUGAUCUUCUGGUGCCCCCUUUAGGCGAAGAUGCAUUUGACAACUCCCCACCAUCACUUCCUCCACCUCCACCUCCCGCUCGGCACAGCCUCACUGAGCAUUCCAAACCUCUGGGCUCAGGAAGCAGACCCUCUUCAGGACAUGAACUGUUCCUUCCUCCUUCGGAUCUCUUUUUUGAUCCGGCUAAUAGUGUAAUUCCUUUGCCUCCUGCUCGAAGAGUAACAGUGGAAAAUGUCAAAACUAAUAGAACAUCCCAGGACUACGAUCCACUUCCAUCCUCCUCAGAUGGUUCACAAGCACCAGCCAGACCCCCCAAACCACUUCCUCGCAGGACUGCACCAGAAAUCCACCACAGGAAAACAUACAACUCUGACACCUCCUUGGAAAAUGUGGAUGCAAAAAUUGCAAAACUUAUGGGAGAGGGCUUUUCUUUUGAAGAAGUGAAGAGGGCACUUGAAAUAGCCCAGAAUAAUGUUGAUGUGGCUCGUAGUAUUUUAAGAGAAUUUGCCUGCUUUCCUCCACCAGUCUCCCCACGUCUCAAUCUAUAGCAGCAUGCAAGUCCCUGCAGCAGAUGAAUUCCAUGGAUGUGUGUGUGUGGAACUGAGAGCAAGAGAGAGAAUUUGAGAGAGAGGUUUUCUUUUCUUGUCAUCCUUAGAAGAGGGUCUGUUUCCAGUAGUUUAUCAGAGGAAGAUGGCUGCUCUGAUCAAGACUCAUAGAUGGGCUGAGGCUUCUGUAUUUUUGCUAGCCAUACUUUUAAAAUCAGGGUUGAACUGACAAAAUUAUUUUAAGAAGUUUACUUCCCUUGAACUUUGAAUCUGUGAAAUGCUUUUUUCUUGUUUACAAGUUGGCAAGUGGACAUCUGUACUGUGUUCCUGUUUAGAUUCCCUUGUACGGUGGUCAGCUCAGCUGUAGCAUUUGCAACAUUUUCCAUGCUGACCGCCCCAUCAACUAAAUCAUUUUUUCCAGAAGCUCUGUAUUUCCAUUUCUCCUUUUAUAAGAGGCUUUAAUGGUUUUUGCAUUUCAAUUUAUCAAACAAAUGCAAAAAAAAAAAAAGUAUGUGGCCUUCACUACUGAGCGUUUUCUUCUGAGAUUGCUUUGUUAUUGAGAGAGGAAAAAAAUCUGAAUGUAUAAUGCAUUAUUUUUUGUCUAUGAACUGCCUUUUUAAAGGUAUUUUAACAGUGAUGUUGGGCAGCUUUUCUUUUUAUUAUGGAUUUUGUGACCUAUUGUCUUCAAGGUCUUGAUCCAUGUAGUUUCCAGUUUAAAAAAAAAA
This is a messenger RNA of Terrapene triunguis (Three-toed box turtle), 3696 nucleotides long. It is a transcript of the gene CBLB, whose product is annotated as Cbl proto-oncogene B. NCBI's taxonomy places the organism in Eukaryota, Metazoa, Chordata, Testudines, Emydidae. Gene Ontology annotation, biological process: negative regulation of epidermal growth factor-activated receptor activity; cell surface receptor signaling pathway. Gene Ontology annotation, cellular component: plasma membrane; membrane raft. Bases 161 to 2974 code for a protein of 937 amino acids. Gene Ontology annotation, molecular function: calcium ion binding; ubiquitin protein ligase activity; phosphotyrosine residue binding. The transcript has 18 exons. The record is from RefSeq and is a predicted model, not a curated record.